AUAUAAUGUUUUUUUUUUCUUAGCUCCUACUUGUGGAAAAGAUGAAGUCUACAAUGAUUGUAUACAAGGGUACUGCCAACCGAAGAAUUGUUCGGAAAUAGGGAAACCCGUUGCUUGUCCAAGAAUAGAUCCCAAGAAUUGCAUCAAAGGGUGCUUGUGUAAAGAAAACUACGUCAGAGCUGAUAAUGGAACGUGUAUACCAAAAACCGACUGUCCAUCCUGCGGUGGAGACAACAACGCUCGUUCCGGCUGCGGCGUGAACUGUAACAAACGGUGUAGCGAUAUCGGAAAAGAGCCAGGAGCAUGUAUUGCAAUUUGCUAUGACAAUGCUUGCGAUUGC
This is a messenger RNA of Bombyx mandarina (wild silkworm), 340 nucleotides long. Its product is annotated as venom peptide CtAPI-like. NCBI's taxonomy places the organism in Eukaryota, Metazoa, Arthropoda, Insecta, Lepidoptera, Bombycidae. The record is from RefSeq and is a predicted model, not a curated record.